Molecule: messenger RNA, 1248 nt
Organism: Arabidopsis thaliana (thale cress)
Lineage: Eukaryota; Viridiplantae; Streptophyta; Magnoliopsida; Brassicales; Brassicaceae
Product: Integrase-type DNA-binding superfamily protein
Exons: 9
Coding region: 1-1248 (415 amino acids)
Biological process (GO): regulation of DNA-templated transcription
Cellular component (GO): nucleus
Molecular function (GO): DNA-binding transcription factor activity; DNA binding
Source: RefSeq, marked reviewed
AUGAAGAAAUGGUUGGGAUUUUCAUUGACACCUCCUUUGAGAAUCUGCAAUAGUGAAGAAGAAGAACUUAGGCAUGACGGUUCCGAUGUUUGGAGAUAUGAUAUUAACUUUGAUCAUCAUCAUCAUGAUGAAGACGUUCCAAAGGUGGAAGAUCUCCUCUCAAACUCUCAUCAAACCGAGUAUCCUAUAAACCAUAACCAAACCAAUGUCAACUGCACCACUGUGGUUAACAGGUUAAACCCACCCGGUUACCUUCUCCACGACCAAACCGUAGUUACACCACAUUACCCGAACCUAGAUCCGAACCUUAGCAAUGAUUAUGGAGGUUUUGAGAGGGUCGGUUCGGUCUCGGUUUUCAAAUCUUGGUUAGAGCAAGGCACUCCAGCAUUCCCACUCUCGAGUCAUUACGUUACUGAAGAGGCUGGUACGAGCAAUAAUAUUAGUCAUUUUAGUAACGAAGAGACUGGUUAUAACACCAAUGGCUCAAUGCUAUCAUUGGCUUUGAGCCAUGGGGCUUGUUCUGAUUUGAUCAACGAAUCGAAUGUAUCCGCACGGGUCGAAGAACCGGUUAAGGUAGAUGAGAAGCGGAAGAGAUUGGUUGUUAAACCUCAGGUAAAGGAAUCCGUUCCUCGGAAGUCGGUUGAUAGUUAUGGACAAAGAACUUCUCAGUAUCGUGGAGUUACAAGGCAUAGAUGGACAGGGAGAUAUGAAGCUCACUUAUGGGAUAAUAGCUGUAAGAAGGAGGGACAGACAAGGAGAGGAAGACAAGUGUAUCUUGGAGGGUAUGAUGAGGAGGAGAAAGCAGCGAGGGCAUAUGAUUUAGCGGCUCUGAAGUAUUGGGGUCCUACCACUCACUUAAAUUUCCCUUUGAGUAAUUACGAAAAGGAGAUCGAGGAACUCAAUAACAUGAAUCGGCAAGAAUUUGUUGCCAUGUUGAGGAGGAAUAGCAGCGGGUUUUCGAGGGGAGCUUCCGUGUAUAGAGGAGUUACAAGGCAUCAUCAACAUGGAAGGUGGCAAGCCAGAAUUGGAAGAGUUGCUGGAAACAAGGACUUGUACCUUGGAACAUUUAGCACGCAAGAAGAAGCAGCGGAGGCGUACGAUAUCGCGGCAAUUAAAUUCAGAGGCCUAAACGCUGUAACCAAUUUCGAUAUAAAUAGAUAUGACGUGAAGAGGAUAUGUUCAAGCUCAACGAUUGUUGAUAGCGACCAGGCCAAACAUUCUCCCACCAGCUCUGGCGCCGGCCACUAA